AUGCCUGUGGAGGUGCCACUCCCAGCCGGUAGUCAUGGACACUGUUGUCCCUGUACCACAGGAAGUGACAUAAUGUCGGAAGAGGAUGAACGUCGAGUCGCUACCCAGUCUGUGAACAGCCCCUUGGGAUUGGACCUUAUCCUAGAGCACACUGAGCCGCUACUUUCCGAGUCCCACUUCCUGCCUCUACUAGAGAUCAGUGAGGAGCCCCAAGACUGUCUGACACUGGGAACCUACUUGAUCCAAGAUGGAAGCCCUUCUCUGGAUGGAUGUGUCCAGUGAGUGUGUAUCUGUUAAGCCCCUUUCUCAACUCCUCAACACAUUUGUUUUCUCUUCUGACCCCAAUGGGGUUUUCUCAAGUGUAUUUGCUGAUUUUGAAGGAUUAAGACCUAAUUAACAUGGACAGUUAAUUAAUGGAAUGUAGAUUGUAUUGAUCAACAGCCGAUACUGCAGUCUCUCCUAGCAGAGAACCAUACUACCCUAAGCAAUGUGCUUUUCCGUUUACGAGUCUGGCCUUUUGUUUGUUUAUCUCGCAAAGGUUGGAAAGAAAAUGGGCACUAUGGCAUGAAUUCAUGAAGGAGUACUGCUCUCUCGGCGACUGGCUCCGAUUGGCUGAGAAGUCUGCCGACUCCCCCAGAUCUGCCCAUGUGCUCUUUGUCACUGCCAAGGAGGAACUCAAGAAGUUUGAGGUAAAAGAGACCAGAUCAGACCAUCUAAUGGCCAUCUAAAGCCCCAUGUUGGUGUUCAUGUCCUCAGUCAUUGUUAUUACAAAUUUAAUAGAGAUGUUAUUACGGAACUGUUUUGUUCACCUGUAUAAUAGAAGAACAAGUAUCUCUCUUUUGUUCUAUCUAAACCCCCAGCUGUUGUGCUCUCCCCUUCCAGAGCCUGAGGACCCAGGCUGGGGCUCGGCUGGUGCAGCUGGACAGCCUGACCCUUAGGAACAGGACCUUAACCAGGCUCUUUGAUGGGGCCAUGCGUUCACGCCUGAUUGGCAUGGCCAGGGACUGUGGUCAGCGCUGGGACCGCCUACAUGGAACCAUUGAGAGAGUCUGCCGCAGACUCAAGGUAAUAUGUGCAAGAUACAAGAUACUCCCUUCCUCCAUCACACAGAUAUCUAAGACAGUGAAUAUAGGGGACGCUAUAUCCGAUUUCUCCCAAAUGUAUUCAGAUGCCAGCAUUGCUCGGAGGACAAACUGCCUUCACCUCUCUUGGCCUGCAAUUUUUUAUUUUCUCCUCUUCCCCCCUCUCUCGCUUCACGUGCUCUCUUUCCUACCCCGUCUCCUCCUGCCCCUCCCCCAGCACUGUGUGUCCCAGCGGGAGGAGUUUGAGGGCCAGAGGGAGGAGAUGGCUGUGUGGCUUGCUGACAUGGACCUUAGGCUGACCGAGGUGGAACACUUCUCUGGAAGGGACACCUGUGACAAGAUGCGGGAGCUGCAGGUAACGGACCUGGCCUAGGACUGUACUGGACAGGACUGACCAGCCAAGUAAUCUGACCACGCAGUCAGUGGUCCUCACUCAUGCCUAACAUAAUUUUGCUAUGCAUCUGCUUUACCUGGUCUUUUAUCUGUAAUUCCCAUUAACUGUCCCUUUCACAUUAGCCUGACUUGCUUCUACCUGAUUCCAGUACCUAUUCUUAUGGCCUUUCCCCUGGUAAAUGUGUCCUCCCUGAUUGGCUGUGCGGUGUGUGUGUGUGUGUGGCCUCAGAGCUUUCAGGAGGCAGUGGGGGAGAAUGCGGUGCGUCUGAACGGUCUCCUGGAGCGGGGCGAGGCGCUGAUCCAGAGGAGCGAGCCAGAGGAUGCCCAAGACAUUGAGGAGGGGCUGCAGGAGCUGCUGGUCUACUGUGCCCACGUAUUUGAGGGAGUGGGCCGUCUGCACACUCGCCUGCUCAGCAUGAGACUGGUAGGCUCUGCUUAACCUUUAUCUUUAACUGCACCAGCCACUCUAAGGCCCUGCUUUUCUGCACAAUUACGUCACUCUUCUUCUAAGCUUCUGUCCACCGUUCUGAAAGGGCUAUAUGGAUUAAAGGAAGCUAGUGAAGAAAGGAGAGGUGAUUUUGGGUUGUGGAAUAUGCCCAUUUUUCUCUUGGCUCUGAUCAGCUGUUCCAGGCCAAACACUGAGAACCACUCUACCAUUAGUGUGUUUUAUAGCAUCCUUAUAGUUCUUCUCUUCCAUUUAUACCUCCUCCUUUCCUCCCUCUCCCUAUCUGCCCUACCUCAGGUGUUUGAGGAUGACUGGGUACUGACUCAAGCCUCUGACUCCGGCUGUCCGUCUGAGAUCCUGUUGGAGCAGGAUGGAGUUUUUGAGAAGAGCAGUGCCCCAGACCAGCAGAACCCCCCCAACCUGGACCACAUGGUGCUGGAGUGGGACCCCUCCGUUGACAUCGGGGGCCCCGUCUCCCAUGACGACGCUGACUUGUCAUAUUUCAGCGCCAACACAAGUAGGCAAUGAAAUAAUUUACUAUGGAUUUUAAAAAGGUUAAUGACGCUGAUGGAAUAAUCCACUUGUUCUAUCCUCGACUAUUGUGAUGCCAUGACAACAUUUUAAAUGAUUAACGCUGUCAUUGUUUUCGAUGUGUGUCGGUGAGGCUUGGCACCAGAUUUGAGGUGUGCUUGUGUCAUUCAAACAGAUAGAGAAAAGCCAUUGGCCAGAGAUGGUGUGAAGAGGCGGACUUACCUCAACUCCAUAGGCUCUCAGUCUGAAAUAACUAACAGAGCAGCAGAGGAAAUGGUGAGUAGACUGAGCUCCUCCUACUGAUCUGUAUUCUGGCGCUUCGCUCGGCCACACACAGGUCGACAUGUUUUUGCAAUAUUAUCAGGAAUGUAAACUUGUGUUCAACCGGCAAAGGAAUUUGAAUAAUUCAUUGGACAGUGUAUACUGAAGUAUGUGCAUCCACUUGUCAGGGUGAAACAAAUGAUCCAUUGAAAUUAUGAUGAGGCACAAUGUUCUUCAGUUUGAUUAACAAGGAGUUAUUGUGUGUGCUGUGUGUGUGAGAGAGGUGGAGAAUGUGUGUGUGAGAAAAAGCAAUCUUAGCUCUCUGUUUCUAGUUAAGUCUAAAGCCAAUACUUCCAUUAUCAUCGUUGUCAGUAGCGAGAAGUUUUGUUUUGCUGGUCUGACUAAUAUAGUACUGAUUGUGUUGCACUGCUGUUGAACUCCAAACCAAAACCCAUUGGAAUUAAUAGUGAUACAGUAGUGUAGGACUGAUUUUUAGCAUCUGAUUAAGCCAGCAAUAUAAAGACAUCAAAGCCUCUGAGGGUUUUUGCAUAUUAAAGCAGAAAAUCUCAAUGAAAUGUGUUUGUGUAAUGUUACCUGGAAUUAACUAUCUAUCCUCACUUGGUUGUGGCUGGUGUUUCCAGAGGCCGGAGAGGAGGUUUGAGUAUGCAGGUCCAGAGUUGUUCUCACCUUCCACGACCCAGAGUGUCCGAGAUGGCAGACCUCUACUCUCUGGCCACUGGAUGACCUCCACGCCCGACGGACCCUCCCCGGAGCCUGUAACCUUUGACCCUGCUCGCAUCAGCGCUUGGCUGGGACAGACGCACAGCCACACCGUCCCCUCGGUCCAACAGCACAGAGCCUGCUCCAAGGCUGUCCAGACCGACAGUACUCGGAAGGUACGCCUUAAACCCAGUAAAACUCCUCUGCCUUUUAACAAACUGAUCUAGUGUCCCCUCUGACCCAUAAUAUCUCCUCCAAAUUAGAAUUCAUCAUAGUCUCAGUUAAUUGGUGGAAAUAAUGACUUAGACAGAAACCCUCUGAUCCUUUGAGGACAUUCGACUUGGCCCACACCCAAAAAAUAAUAGCCGCUGCAGUCUGAAAUGAGUAUAGUUGGAGGAAUGAGCUGCUAGCAACAGUAGCCUUCAUUGAGCAGCAUACUGCAUCACUUGACCAUCUUCGCAUCUGUGUAGCUUUCUGGAACGGCAGAGAAAUGUGCCCUGGAGCCUCCACAAGACUCCUGACCUUCCACACUGAUUAGGUUCUGCUUGUGUUCCUCUUUAGUACCAUUGAUCCAGAGAGGAGCAUGUACAGUGAGACAUACUGUACACACAAGUGUUUGGGUCUAUGCAGACCUGCUUCGUGGAAAAGGCUCACUUUUACUGUGAAAAGCUCUAGGAAUCGACUUUUCCAUGCAGUAUUUGCAAAAAUGCAUGGAGAAUUCACUGCAAGUGGCAUCAUGGAAAAGUCAAUAUCCAUAGAAUCAUGUAAAUCUAGUUUUGUGGUCCUCUGUAGCUCAGCUGGUAGAGCACGGCGCUUGUAACGCCAAGGUAGUGGGUUCGAUCCCCGGGACCACCCAUACACAACAACAAAAAAUGUAUGCACGCAUGACUGUAAGUCGCUUUGGAUAAAAGCGUCUGCUAAAUGGCAUAUUAUUAUUAAAUCGAACACUCAGUGUUUUGUGUCAUUGCAUGCAGCUUUAAAUUCAUUGCCCCCUAUUUUGGGUGUCAAAUCGCCUACAAAGUGUCUAUUUUAUACAUUGUUUAGCUCGUAAACAAAUCAAUAAAAUGGUGAUUUAUAAAUGUAUCGGUGUAGCAGAGGCUACGUUUUUAAGUGUCACCAAAACAAAAACGGCCGAGGAACAUUUAUUUCUAAUUAAGCUGUCUGAAGCCCAGCCUGACUUAAGCAUUCUGUUCGCCAGAGGGGGACACGUCCAUAAGAAAGUGAAUCGCUGUGCUGAUGGAAAGCCUGAUUUCACUGCAAAGCCUCAAACCUUGUAGAGGAACCAUUUCCAUUUCAAAGGGGCUCUUGUCAUUUCUUUGCGCUCGUGGCUUAAUUGUCAGCUUUACAGGGACGGCGGAGAGCCCUGGCGUUAACUGGCUUUUUAAUGUCUGUUGUAAUUGCAGGCGAGUGCAUAAAGACAAGACACAGCAUAGGUCACGAGCGCUCGUCAGAACCCAGUGAGUGGAUUAAGGGAGAGGUGCUGACGAGGGGCUGAUGGGUCGGUCCCAUGAGAGAGGGGGUGUGUGUGUGUGGUCUGUGUGUGUGCGCACGGCAACCUCAUUGGACCACAUCUCUAAGUUUCUUUUGAUUUACAAUUGGCCUUUGUUGCAUAGAGACACUGUCAUGUAGAAUGGUUCUAGCCUGUGCCGUAACCCAAACUGCUCUGUGUAUAUGUGUCAGCGUGCUGGUUGCUCUGAGGGAAGCCACAGUCUCGGGGACAUCCCCGUUCAGACACACCCCCAGGAGCUGUGUUUGGCCCCCUGCACCUCACAGUCAUGUGACCUCCAGCUCCAGUCUGAUAGGAUGACUUGUAGACUUCAAUCAAACCCACAGGUAACAGUAUCACAUUAUUUAUCAUUGCCAUAACUGUUAAUGGCAGCUUGUAAAAUGAAGUCUAUUCAUCUGUUGUGUCUUCAAUGUACUGAAGAUGACGGGUUGUAUUCAGAUCACAGAUCACACUAAAAGUUCAAACCUUUGCCAGCUGCCUUGUAAAAAGUUGUAUAGGCCUACAGAGCAGAGGCCAAAAUGAAUGCAUCCUCUGUCGGGUUGGCUGUGUGUGUGUAUGUGUGUGUUUGUACACAAUCCCUCUCUCUGUUGAUUCCUCUGUUUCUCUGCCAGUCUCGAGAGGAAGAGCCGCGCUGCAAUGCCUCAUGGGAGGUGGUUCAUAGUCAGCAAUGGUGAGUAAAGUCUUAUUCACGUGGAAACUAUGGCUGCCUUUAAACAGGCAGACCAAUUCUGAUCUUUUGCCCAAUUAUUUGUAUUUUGACCAAUCAGGUCUUUUGCCAAUAAUUGGGCAAAAGAUCAGAAUUGGUCUGCCUGUGUAAACACAGCCUAUAUGUUUUAAUAUUCAAUGCUUUGGUUCAACUUAUUACUGUACUAUCAUCGUUUUUACUUAUUAUACAUAGAUACACUGCAAAUACCUGUCGUGACAUUUCACAUUUGAUAUUCCAAUCAAUACCAAUUAGACUGUGAUAGCUAAUCUCACUUCUCCAUGUGAAAUUUUAAACAUCACACACUCCCAGUCCCCAAGGUCAAAAACAACCCCUGACUUAAAUGAUGCUGAGACUGUAAUUCUAUCACACACCUUCUAUCCAUUUCCCCACUCCUCCUGUAGGCCAAAUGAGUGCCCUAACAGACAAACCCAGUGCAGCUCAUGGGCCGUGUGGGUACUAGAGACUCUGAGGAGCCCAGUGUUCCUGGUCGUCCUGCUGGCUGUGUUUCUAGCCCUGCUGGUCUGGUCCACAGCACUCCUCAUGGACCCAGAGUGCCACCGCUCCAACUCCCUGGCCCGCUCCUUCCAACUGGCUCUGCGCUACGUCAACGGGCCCCCGCCAACCUGAGGGACAAAAGUGUCCCAGAAGGUUGUCACAGGGGGCACAACAAACCCCUGGUGAGCCCGGAACACACCUGCUUUAGGGGGGACAGUCCCAGAAUGCCUUUGCAUUUCAAAGCCAUGAGUAAGGCAUUAACAAGGAGGCCGUAUGAGAGAUUAAGAACUAUUGGGCCCAAUCAAAAUGUGGGCUUGGUAUUUAUUAUCUGAAUCCCUGCACCAGCCUGCUGGCAGAAGUGGCUCAUUACUUAAUAGGCCUCAUUUAUAACGAUCUCUAAUGGCAUUCGUAAUAUGUCUUACUGUACCAUGGUAGCACUUUUGUUGAUGGGUUUGUAACUUAUUUAUGUGGUGACUAUAGUCUAUAUGGAAGACUUAAUAACGGCAAAUACUUUGAGCAUUUCUCUUUGGGCAUUUGAUAAGACAGUACAAAUUAUCUGUAUAUCAAUAUGUAUUAUGUCAAAUGUAUUAUGUCAAAGCUAAAGAGAGCUUUCAAUUUAUCCUGCACUCUAUAUUGUGAGAGCUUGGGACUAGAAGGUUAUAUCUGCAUUUUAGUCAAAAUUGAGUUAUUGACAGCCUUGUUCUGAUCAAUGUUCUUUACCUAUAUAGUACUCUAAAUACC
Molecule: messenger RNA, 6881 nt
Organism: Coregonus sp. 'balchen'
Lineage: Eukaryota; Metazoa; Chordata; Actinopteri; Salmoniformes; Salmonidae
Source: the annotation of a GenBank genome assembly